CUUCGACCUCUGUGAACAUAUUAUCAUUGCACUGACAUCUGUCCACCUGUUUCUCCUCCGUCCUUGUAUCCUACUUCAUCUUCUCGCUCAGUCCUUCUCACCCUCCCAGCUUUCAAUUUUCCUGAGUGGGCCGCUUGCGGGCUUUUGACGCUGCCUUCACUAUCUACUUGCUGGCUCCGCGAGGAAUGGUUCCAACUCAAGCCGCGGACCGUCAAUUGGCCUGACUGCAACAUUGUCUUUGCGCUGUUAAUGUGAAAUGCGAAGCGAACCAUCUUUGUAUCAACUCAACCUAUUUCCAGAUGGGCUCAAAAUACCCUAAAGCCGUUGAGUAAAGAGGGCUGUGGUGUCAUCACACAUUGUCACUCAUACUUGCUGUAUUCCCCUUCACCUGAAAAUGGCUGACAUGCAAGAUCAAGGCAUCACUCUUCCGGGUGAGGAAGGCACGAUAACCCCUCCACGACCCGACCACUUUGACCUCGCUUAUCCCGAAAUUUAUCUACAGCUUUCCCUCGAGUCCUUGCUCGCUCACUCGCAUCUCACCUCUUCGACGUCCCAAGCCAUGCCUGCCUCUGACACACGUUCGUCGUCCCUCGACGACAGUUGGGCAUCCCUUACGGAUAUCGAAUCUUCAAAUGAGGAUGAUAUCAGGUCUGAACAUACAGAUGUAGGCUCCCUGCUCGAUGUACACAGCUCAGACGAUGUCCACAGCGUUGUGGAAGGGCUUGAUAUGAGUGACGGAGAGUCUACUGAUGAGGGUGAUAUCGGAGACACUUCUACAGAAGAUCUGGGCUGCACAAGGGUUCUCCAAACGUCAACAAUAAAAUUGUCUGUUGAGCGCGAGCUGACACUCGACUCGUCGCUUGUCCAUACUCACGGCCAUGUGCAAGACCAAGCCGAGACUGCGUCUGUUCGCUAUCCCCCUAGCUGGACUCAUACCACCACAAGACCAAUUAUGCAGGAUGAUGCUCGCAAGGUCAAUCAGCAAUUAGAAAACGAGAAUGAAGCCACAAGGUACAAUAUCGUGACCAACAUGACUAUCCUGAAUGACAACUCAGAUCUAAAUGCUCUCGACUAUUUCAAAGUCGUUCUUCUUGGCAGCCAUGUUGAACAGUUUCAACCGGAAAUUCAAAGAAAGCUUGGAGAUGUAUUGGUCUCACAGACACCUACAGGGAGAGCCAAACGAACAUCCAUCUCGAGGUACCACCUGGUGCCAAACUCUUUUGGACCCGGUGCAGAACCAGACUUCGCCGACCUGGUUGCGAUUGACAAGCAAAUCGACUUUGACUGUUACAAUAUGAUUGAAGAAGAUGGUAGUCUGGGUCCCGAUUCCCGUUUGAUGUUAAGAAAUAGUCAAACAGUCUCCGAAUUGGUAUCAAAAUGGAUUGGCCACACGCAUAUGGUGGUCACACCUCGUUGGGUACCUCCCGAUCUCGCUGUCAUUUGUGUCGAACUCGAUGAGAGAGGACGUAUGGACGGCAAUAGCCACGCUUUCCUAAAAUUCGUGGCUCGCCAUAAUAUCGCAAGCAUUGUUAUCAGAAUGGAUCGUGGUUGGUUUGGCCAGUACUCUGAUAGUAUCUGGAAACCGGAUUGGCUUUCCGAGGCCAUCGGACCUGCAUCCCCAAACACGCAAACGAAGGAUAAAGAGUUUCCGAAACAACCUGUGAGCGUUGCAUCCUUCCUGAAUCUUGACUCGUCUGCGUUGAACAAGCAUAUCGCCUUCAUCACAUCGAGAUCCGCAGAAGUCAUCCCGAGCGAACCACACUCUGGGAGUGAGAUCCGAGAAGAAAUGUUCAAAAAGAAUUCGGAUAGUCCAAGGUCAUUCUUGGUACGCAAUGCUCCUACAAUAAAGUCCAUCUUGAUGGUGCUCUGGGUGAUCUCGAUCUUUUUUCUUGGUACACAGCUGCUGCCGACGGUCUACAAUACGCUUUUCAGCAACUUUAGCCACACCGUCAAAGAUAUAUCAGGGCCAACCAACACGAUACCUACCUGUACGCCGGAAGCUGCUGCUGCAACAUCUGAGACAGCACUACAGGGUUCCGCAAGCAUUGUAGCAGUCAGCGAUAUGAAUCUUGCUGCUAUCUCGAACAGUCUUGGCCACUCUAUGACCAAAGAUGCUGUACACUUUCAAGUCGGGAUCGCGGGUGACAAUCAAUUGGUUGUUAGACUGCCGAAAGUCGCCACGAACCGAAAGAAGCGGUCCCCAUUAGGCGUCGUGCUGGAAAGAGACAACGAAUCAAUUCGCGCUGUUGUGCAUGAGAUCUUUGAUGGAGUAUACAGCGUUCAACUUCAACCUCGCGAUGCACAUGGAGACGUCAAGGUACAUCUGGCCAUGAGCAAGCCUGAACUGAGCGAGACUUUGACUAUAUCAUUCGGAGACCGCUCAGCUUUGAGCCUACUGUCCCUGAGGAAAGCGCGCCAGAAGCUCGAGUCGCAAUUCCUUGAAGCUUAUGCAACUUUGGAAAAGGAGAUUGAAGCUUUAUUCGACAGCAUAGGUCAGCGAAUGGGUGCCGCUGAGGGACCACUUCUUAACUUGUUGAAAACGCACGCCUCCCCUCUGAGAGCCAUGCAGGCAGAGUUCAACGAAAUGGCUGAGCGAGGGAGUUUGCAGAGCAAGAGAGUUGUGAAGCUUCUUACGGAAAGCAUGUCCAGCACAAGAGCAGCAAUGUCUAGCUUCCUUGAGAGCUUGCACACGGAUACGUUGAAGCCCCAAUUUGGCAGGACUACGGUUGUUCACAAGCUGGCCGCAGCACAGAAGCGGGCGCAACAAAUCGUUGCCAACGCCAAAAACAAAGUGAAUGCAUGAAUGUGUAUGAGGACGAUGGAUGAUAGGAGUCAUAGAUUUCAGGGACUGGAGUUGAACGACACUGAUUGGGUCCAUGAAGUCACCGCAUGAGGUAUUGGGUAGCAGUAGCGCAUGAGUUUCAUGGGAAAUCAAGGGUGAAGUUUAUUGAUGUUGUGAUUACAUUAUACCCGCAUAAGAUAGGCCUUUUCUUCCAUACUGAGAGGUGUAUUGAUGAGAUUAAUGAAUUGAAGAGACAGUU
Molecule: messenger RNA, 3041 nt
Organism: Exophiala oligosperma
Lineage: Eukaryota; Fungi; Ascomycota; Eurotiomycetes; Chaetothyriales; Herpotrichiellaceae
Exons: 2
Coding region: 395-2803 (802 amino acids)
Source: RefSeq, a predicted model, not a curated record